GAUAAAAUUGAAGCUACGAAAAGGAGAGCAAUGAAAGUGUAUUCACAUAUUACAUAGCAACUAUAACAGGAAAUGGCUAUAUACCCAAGGUCCCUAUGAGACUACUAAAAAAAAAGAGCAAAGAGAAGUGAUUCAAGUGACCAGUUUGAAAAGAGAGGGAGAUGCCACGCAACACUGAGAUCAAGGCAAGAGUACAUGAUGUGGCCAAGCUGCACAAAAUCGCUGCUGAGUUGUCCCAGAGCAGCGGGGAAGUACUGCACCAGGAGGAUACCUUCUUCAACGCACAGCAAGGCAGACUCAAGCUCAGGGUUAUCAAGGACAAAAAAGAAGAGUUGAUAUAUUACGAGCGACCAGAUCAGGAAGGUCCCAAGUGCAGUGACUAUGUUAAGGUGGAUAGGAAGGCUGGAGAGCUGAGUGGUGACAUAAAGCUAUUAUUGAGUCGUUCCCUUGGAAUUAAAGGAUCUGUCAAGAAGACUAGGACACUCUACAUGGUUGGCCAGACAAGAAUUCAUGUGGAUAAGGUGGAAAAUCUUGGGGACUUUAUGGAACUUGAGGUAAUGCUGAAUGACGACCAGUCUUUGGAAGAAGGAGAGACAAUUGCCAAAGACCUGCAGGAGAAGCUGGGUGUCAAGGAGGAGGACCUUCUCACUGGAGCUUACAUGGACAUGAUUUUGAAGAAAUAAAAGUUUUUCAUUA
This is a messenger RNA of Portunus trituberculatus (swimming crab), 696 nucleotides long. Its product is annotated as adenylate cyclase CyaB-like. NCBI's taxonomy places the organism in Eukaryota, Metazoa, Arthropoda, Malacostraca, Decapoda, Portunidae. Bases 162 to 683 code for a protein of 173 amino acids. The record is from RefSeq and is a predicted model, not a curated record. The transcript is spliced from 5 exons.